AUGACCAUUGAGGACCAGGUAUUGUUAACACUCAUGAGACUUCGCUUAGGGCUUUUGUAUUUAGACUUAGCACUGAGGUUUGGCACAUCUGUGGCGCACACGGGUAAAAUAUUUCGCAGAAUGAUUGGAAUUCUAGAGGGCAUUAUGAGGAAUGUCGUCGUGUGGCUGCCAAUUGAAACAAUUUUGGCAACAAUGCCAAGGCAAUUUUCUGAAAGUCAGUAUGCCGACACCACCUGCAUCAUAGACUGCACGGAAGUCUACAUGCAGCGGCCUAAGAAACUUUAUCCAAGAGGGCAGACAUACAGCCCAUGCAAGAGUUGUAACACGGUUAAAUUCCUCGUGGCAAUUGCACCAAGUGGCUUUGUAAUGUUUGUAUCAAACGCAUACGGUGGACGAGCUUCAGACAAAUUUAUUGUUGAAGAGUGUGGACUUGUUGACAACUUGAUUGAAGGUAAUGUAAUCAUGGCAGACAGGGGCAUUAGUCUGAGCGAUUCCAUGAAGAGAAAGGGCGUGAAGCUCAACAUGCCAGCCUUCGCAAAAG
Messenger RNA from Rhipicephalus sanguineus (brown dog tick), 541 nucleotides. RefSeq lists its product as uncharacterized. NCBI's taxonomy places the organism in Eukaryota, Metazoa, Arthropoda, Arachnida, Ixodida, Ixodidae. The record is from RefSeq and is a predicted model, not a curated record. The annotation marks the transcript as partial. The transcript has a single exon.